Lactuca sativa (garden lettuce) is the source of this 465-nucleotide messenger RNA. RefSeq lists its product as uncharacterized. The record is from RefSeq and is a predicted model, not a curated record. NCBI's taxonomy places the organism in Eukaryota, Viridiplantae, Streptophyta, Magnoliopsida, Asterales, Asteraceae.
AUGGACGAAUUUACCCCCACCUUACCAGGACCUAGAGUUGAAUGGUUGAAAGAAGUCCCACUCAAAGUGUUGUGUUUCAUUUGGCGGGCCAAAUGGGGCAGAAUCCCAUCAGCACAGGCAUUGGAAGGUAGAGGUGUUCAAGUACCCUCAAUAAUUUGUGGGUAUUGUCUAAAUGGUGUUGAAUCUGCAGACCAUAUUCUCAUUCAGUGUAAGUUUGCAGUUAUUGUGCGCAAUUGGAUAAUGAAUUGGUGUGGUAUCAAUUCGGGAGAUAUCGAUAAUUUAGACACACUCUUACACUCUGUAGCCAAUUGGAGCCAGUGCACGAAGAAGCGGAGAAUACUUACGCUGAUAUAUUAUGGCAUGAUUUGGAGUAUUUGGAAAGCCCGGAAUGAGAGGAUCUUCAACCAGGUGAAGAGGAGUCCGACUCAGGUUAUGGAUGACAUACAAGAAUUGGUUCUCUAUUAG